Molecule: messenger RNA, 3171 nt
Organism: Erinaceus europaeus (western European hedgehog)
Lineage: Eukaryota; Metazoa; Chordata; Mammalia; Eulipotyphla; Erinaceidae
Gene: CCDC175
Product: coiled-coil domain containing 175
Exons: 21
Coding region: 590-2992 (800 amino acids)
Source: RefSeq, a predicted model, not a curated record
CACAGAAAUUAUUUUAGUUCCAAAUCCCCUUGUAAUCCUGGUCACUUUUCUUUAGUUUAUCCUACCCCAGUUUCCAUGUCUGUAAAAGUGAGGUCAUUAGGGUGGAUAGCAUAAUGGUUAUGCAAAGAGACUCUCAUUCCCAAGGCUUCAAAGUCCCAGCUUUAAUCUCCUGUCAUAAACUAGAAUUGCUUAGUGUAUAAAAUAAAUAAAUAAAUAAAUGAGGUCAUUAGGAAAAGAAAAAACCUGUCUCAAAAAGCUGAGACAGUGAGAAUUGAAUGAAAAAGUUCGCAAAGCUCAAAUCCCUAACACAGAAAAAUUCACAAAUGAUUAGGAUUAUGAUUAUAGUAGUCAAUGAGAAAGGUGCAAGGCCUAAAAAAAAAAAAAAAAAAACGGAAAAAGGAAAUGUUGUGUAUAGAGGGUCCCAUUCUUCCAGGAUUGCAUAAUUAUUGUGAACAGUAUUAGGAGAAUACGGAAAUUAGCCAGUAGGUUCUGGCCAGGCGCAGGCGCACAAGGUUCUCUGUGUCCUCGUUGCUCAUAGCAACCGGUCUCUGUAGCUCUGGCCUUCUGGGCGCCUGGCCUGAGCAGCAAGAUGGCUCUGCAAACCUGGUCACCAGAGCUGAGGCUAACUGAGAAUAUACCGCAGACUGUGUCUGUUUCCACCGGCCCCUCACUGGAGUUAUGCACCUUCCCCUCCACUCUGGGCUCCUCCGUCGCGACCGCUGCGCUGGAGCAGCUCUUUGCUGUGGAAAAAUCACUGGAAAGUGACUAUUUUAAGUGCAAUGAAGAAGCGAAGACCUUUCUUAAGAACACUGCUAUAGCUGUUAAGAAACUGGAAGAGAUGAGGAAACAGGCCAUUGAUCUUCUGGAAAUUGAAAGCAUGGAACUCAGCAGACUGUAUUUUCUAUUGGAAACUAUUCCCUAUAACAUCAGCAAAGAAUUAGAAGAAUGUGUCAGAGAUGCUCGCAGAGUGAACCUCUUUGAGAUUAGUCAAUUACACAUGAAAGUCACAAGACAGACUAAUGAAAUACAAAUGCUGAAGAAGAAAGCAUCUGAUCUGAGUGAAGCCAAUGAAAAUCUGGGUGAAAAGCAAGAGGAGCUGGUGAGGCAGCAUGAAAAAUUUGUCAUAGCAUUCAACCAGAUCAUGAGACAAAAGGCGGAGAUCAUUGUUUGCAUCAAUGAGACUUAUACCAACAUAAACGUGGAGGAAGCAGAAAUAGAGCUGCAAAAGAAAUGUAUUUCAAGUAUAGAGGAGGAACUAGAAACACAAAAAGCAGAAUAUUAUAAAAGAAAGAAAGAAUUGACUGAACAGCUUGAUGAAUAUAUAAAACAACAUGACCAAAAGAGAACGGAAACUUACAAAAUGAAGAAGAAAUUGGAUAACCUAAUGCUUAAAAUGUCAAAAAUUAAAGAAACAGUUGCUUCUAGAAAUGUGGUUCUUAGUGAUCACAAUUUAGAGAUAGCGCGUCUUCAUGAAUCAUUAAAUUAUUGGAAGAAACAUGUGGAAAACAUGAAUAAAUUCUGUAAUGCCCUGGAAGAGAAAACGAAUUUUAUUGUUACUACCAAAGAAGAAUUUGUUGAUUCAGCAACUGAUGAAAAAAAAGAACUCUUGAACCAGAUAAAACAGAUGGCUGAGAAACUACAACAGUCUAAAUUACGGAACAAGGAACUACAAAAGAAAUUAAAGCAUGUAACUAGACAAUAUAGACUUGUCUUGAAAGAAGAAGAUAGAUAUUAUGAGCAGAAACAGAAGGCAUAUGAAGAAAAUAAUAAGAACCUGACAUUUAUCUCUGAGAAAGAAAACUUCCUAUUAAAAAGAAAAAUAGACAUAAAAAACAUGGAAGAAGGACUUGUCACACUCACUGAUCUUCUUCGAGCAACAAAGGAAGUAUUCCGGAAACAAGUAAAAAUUUUGAGUGAUAACCUGCAAAGAGAAAAUCAGAGAUGUGCUUUAACUCAAUGGAAAGUAAAUUAUUUGCAGAGAAAGUUUUCACGUUGGAUAAUGAAUGAAAAUUCUUCAUUAAAUGAUCUUUCAGAAAAAAUCCAGACUGCGGAGCAAAGACGCCUUUUAUUAUUACAUGAGACCAGUUUUAGAGAAAAAGAGAUCAAUGAAUUUUUGGUAGAGAUUGAAGACAUUACAACACAAAUUAAAGAAGAGCAGGAGGAAUUUGUUGUCAAAGAAAAGAAGUUAAUACAUGCAUUGAGCAGGUUUAAGGUACGAUAUGCUAAAGAAACACAAACUACCAAAGAAAAAGAAGAGGAACUAGUCCAGUGUCUUCCACAUCUUCAAGAAGCAGAAGAAGAGUUCACAGACAAAAACCAAAGAUUCAUAGAACUCAGUGAUACUAUUUCAGCUCUAAAGCAGGAACGAAAGUUACUGUCUGAUUCUACUACUCAAUGUUCAAGGGACUUUUCAAGAUACUAUAAUAAUGUGGGGAAACUGAAGCAAGAUUUGAAAUCAUUACGUGAACAAGAAAGUCAGAAGCUCAAAGAUCAUUUUGAAAUCCUAAAGAACUUAGAAAAUGAAGUCUAUACCAAUGAUCUGGGGACAGACGCUCUUUUCCUGGACAAUGAAAGAUUAAAAAAAUACAUUGCAUACAUGAAGAGAAGCAUAGAGCAGUAUAGGAAAAGACAAGAAGACUUCCCAGACAUCUCCAAGGACAAGUCUUCUCAACUGAUAAAUGAACAGACACAGUAUUUGAGUUUGUGGAAUGAAUAUCGGAUCACAGUGAACGAAUUGGUCAGCAGUGGUGAUGAGACCUUGCAAGAAAUAAAAAACCUAAUAGAAAAACUUCAUAUAAGAGAUAAAAAAAUUGAGCAAAUCCGUGUUAGUUUACAAGAGAAUCUUGACCAGCUAUAUUUUCUUAUGAACCAGGAACCACAAAAAAUUCCUCGUCGAAAGAAGAAAAAGAAAUCACUCAAGAAUGUCCCUUUUGUAGUGGCUCAAUGUAAGGCUGUUGGAAACCUCACCAACAAACAACAUCAAACAAAAUGACUUCAAGGACACAACUGCUGUGAAUUGAAAAGACAUUAAAUGACAGAAAAGGAACAGGACUUAUUUGAAGAUGUCUUCAACUAAUCUACUUAUAAACAGAACAUAUUACAUAAAUUAUAUUUUUAAAAAAUAGAUCAAAAUACUGUACUGGUGAAAAUAAAUAGAUAACAAAAACAGCA